Molecule: messenger RNA, 2064 nt
Organism: Pelmatolapia mariae (spotted tilapia)
Lineage: Eukaryota; Metazoa; Chordata; Actinopteri; Cichliformes; Cichlidae
Gene: snx8a
Product: sorting nexin 8a
Exons: 13
Coding region: 134-1720 (528 amino acids)
Biological process (GO): intracellular protein transport; early endosome to Golgi transport
Cellular component (GO): early endosome membrane
Molecular function (GO): phosphatidylinositol binding
Source: RefSeq, a predicted model, not a curated record
CUUCAUAAAUCGCUUCUUCACACCCCAAAUCCGUUUCUUGGUUCGGAUUAAUGCAGUUUAAAGGCACAAUUGGUGAUUAACUGCGGCUGAAAUCACAUGGAGGUGCUCUCGUGCUCACAUGACAGGCUGAACCAUGGCAGGAGAGAUCAGUGAAGGUUCAGUUCCUGCCUAUUACAGGGAAGUGCAUGAGGCCAUCCGCUGUAGGACAGAUGAGAGAGUGCAGGUUGAGGUUUUUCAGCGGCUGCUCCAAAGGACCGAUCUCUCCAAGGUGGUCUUAAACCAGAUUGCUGAGCACGUUGACUCCACCGAUGGAUUCCUGAGCAAAUUAUCACUCUAUAAAGCACUCGCUUUGAUUGCUCUCGCUCAGCAGGGCAAGCAACCGAGUCCCAAACUCUUGGAGAACUGCAUACUAGAGUUACCGAAACCUCAGCUCGGGGAGCCGAGGGACCUGAGCACGCUGAGGAUGCAGCCGGCUCAGGACGACGUGCUGACAUUGUCGCAGACGCUGGACGGGCUUCUGGCGAAAGACACGGUCCAGGUGGAGCUCAUUCCUGAGAAGAAAGGCCUGUUCCUCAAACAUGUGGAGUACCAGGUCACCAGCCAGCGUUAUAAGAUAUCAGUUUACCGGCGUUAUAGCGACUUUGAUGUCUUCCACGAGGUUUUGCUUCAGAGAUUUGCCUACAGGGUGGUGCCAGCUUUGCCACCUAAAAGGAUGUUAAAGGGAGUCCUGACCUCUCUCUCUGAGCGGGAGUUCAUUGAGGGGAGGAGACGUGGUCUCGGCAGAUUUAUUAACUUGGUGGCUCGACAUCCCUUCUUCUCUGAGGAUGAGCUGGUCAAGACCUUCCUCACUUUCAGUGGCUCUGAUGUUCAGUCUAAGCUGCGUGAAACUUGUAAGAAAACGGGUGACGAGUUCAUGAUUAACAGAAUCGCAACUCAGGCAAAGGAAUAUCUCCCAGCUGACAUUCAGGCUCAGUUUUCAACAAGCAGAGAGAUGAUUAGAAAUAUCCACAACAGCUUCCAGAGGCUGCGGGACAGAGCUGAGAAAAUGGUGGAGCGCUCUAAGGACAAUGCAUCUGAUCUCCUCAUGUUUGGCAAAGAGCUCAGUACACUAGGCUCAGAUGCCUCGCCUGUUCCCUCCUUGGCCUCUUCACAAAGCACCUGGGGGACCCUGCGCCAGUCGCUGAAGAGCCUUUCUGUGGAGUUCGCUGUGCUGUCUGACAAAGCUGCUCAGCAGGGCCGGCGAGAAGAAGAUGAUGUUGUGGAAAAAUUGAAUCUUUUCCUGGAUUUGCUGCAGUCGUACAGGGAUCUCUGUGAGCGGCAUGAGAAGGGCGUCCUCCACGAGCACCAGAAAGCAUUGCACAAGUACAGUGUGAUGAAGAGGCAGAUGAUGAGUGUCACUGUGCAGCACAAAGAGCAGGCAUCUGUGGAGCAGCUGGAAUCGCGAAUUGUUCAGCAAGAAAAUGCCAUCCAGACCAUGGAGCUGCGUAACUACUUCUCCCUAUUCUGCCUUCAUCAAGAAACACAGCUUAUCUUCACUUACCUUCCGAUUACCUCGCACAUUCUCGGAUCUUUUGUUAACUCCCAGGUCCAAGGACACCGAGAGGUGAGACAGCUUUUUGAAAAUAAUUUUUCUACAGAUCCGCCUUUAUGGCGACACCACUCCAGGGAAGGUCAAAUAAGUUUUAAAUUGGCUACUGAAACUGAUGGAUGGUAUAGCUGAACAGACCGGCCUUUUUCAUCUGGGAUUUGAAACCAAGCAAAGCAGUAAUGGUUAUGUACUUCCUUCUGAUCGCUGGUUUUCAGUUUCUGUGGUUCAAGUACUUGAAUGCUUCUUUUUUUUCAGUGGGUCUUAAAGCUGGAAACUAUUGAGCAAUAUAUUCUGUGCAGUAAAAUACACUAUUGUUUUCCCUUUCUUUUUAGAUGGGGGAGGUGUGGAGUGAAUUGCAGCCAAAGCUUGGGUGUCUCUUCAGCGGUAACAAUGGAUUGAAACACUCCAUCUGAAACCUAAAUGUACAUGAGAUGAAAAAGGAAAAACACAGCCACUGAGGAUUGCAAACUACAAAA